AUGACAAUCAACUCCGGGACGCUGGUGGAGGGCUCCUCGGAGCGCCUCCGCCUCGCCUGGGCAAUGGUACCCCCAUGGGUCCUCCGCCUUAAACUUAUGAUGAAUCCCACCCGCAUCACCCCCCGUUCCCUAAGAUCGAAUUCCCGAAGUUUGAUGGUUCUAACCCUCAUCUAUGGCACGAUCAAUGCGAGAUGUAUUUCGAGGUGUUUGCGGUCCGUGCUCGAGUACCAGGAGACGUUCGAGAUGAUUGCUCAUGCGGUUCUACUAUACAAUCUGGUGUACGACGACACGUUCUUCGUCACCCGGUUCGUCAGCAGCCUCAAGGAAGAAAUCCGGGUACCACUCAUGCUCCACCGACCUCGAGAUGUGGAUACAGCGAGCGCUCUGGCAUUGAUUCACGAGCAGGAGCUUGAAACCAGUCGCGCGGCACCUUUGGGCGAGAUUUCACCAGGUGUGUGUCCAAGAGUACCUCUACGGCUGACAAGAACAAGCAGCAGGACUCGGUCAAGGCUGUCCCCAAAGUCGCUUGAUCUGACACUGAGGACAAGAUCGCUACCCUUCGGGCAUUCAGGUGACGUAAUGGGCUAUGCUUCAAGUGCGGAGAUUUUGGAUGCUAUGGACAUAUCUGAUUCUGUUGAGGAGGAUGAUAGUGAGAUGGAUGUCACAACUGAAGCUCAGAAAGUUCUAGCUGUUCAGGCCAUUUCUCAGAAUCAGGUGAAGCCUAGACAGACCAUGAAACUAUUGGCUAGAAUUGUCAAACAUCAGAUGCUUGUGUUGAUUGACUCAGGCAGUGUGGGCACAUUUGUUAGUCAACACUUGGUGCACCAGUUGGGGCUAUCCACAGAACAGUGUGCUUCUAUCACAUACAGGGCUGCUAAUGGAGGAAUGAUGUUGAGUGAGACCAAGGUUCAGCGGUUGCAUUGGUUUAUUCAGGGUCAUAAAUUCACUUCUGAAGCAAGGGUGUUACCCCUGAAAUGCUAUGAUUUGAUUGUGGGAGAAGACUGGUUGGAGGACUGCAGUCCUAUGUUGAUUGAUUACAAGCUUAAAACAAUGAAGUUCAAUUACAAGGGGCAAAUGGUGGAGUUAUAA
Messenger RNA from Miscanthus lutarioriparius, 1089 nucleotides. NCBI's taxonomy places the organism in Eukaryota, Viridiplantae, Streptophyta, Magnoliopsida, Poales, Poaceae. The record is from the annotation of a GenBank genome assembly.